Auanema sp. JU1783 is the source of this 906-nucleotide messenger RNA. NCBI's taxonomy places the organism in Eukaryota, Metazoa, Nematoda, Chromadorea, Rhabditida, Rhabditidae. The record is from the annotation of a GenBank genome assembly.
AUGAUUAUACCGUUAAUCCCUAUCUAUCUGGUUACUUUGACUGUUGGUAUUUCAACUGCAUGUCUACUAACCUUAUAUUUCCCAAUAUGGGCUUGUAUUCCCGCUCUGACGACUUACGGAAAGACUACAUGGAUGUUGAAGGACCAAUCAAAACUUGUACAAAUGAUAGCUGUUCCUAAAAGAUGGUUCUCUCACUUCUAUCAAUUUGGAGUCCUAUGUACAUUCUCUGCUAUCAUGCUGUGUCUCUCUUUAUCCUAUUCUUGUUACAGCCCACCAAGUGUUUUAUCGAAGUAUCUGAAGAUGCUAACUCCUGUGAGGGCUCAUUUCGAUUGGACAACUACUAUUACCACUCUCUGUCUGAUGCUUUUCCACGUAUAUCGAAGAUUCUAUGAAACAUUGGCCAUUUCUGUAUACUCUGAUUCCACCAUGAACAUCGCCCAUUACUUAACUGGUCUCAUUCAUUACCUCAUCUUGCCUCUUACUGUUUGUUGCGAGUCUAUAGGUCUAACCACUCUGAAGCCUGGAACUUUUGACAUUCAUACGUUAACGUAUUACCAAUGGUUUGGAAUCCUCGCAUUCUUCUACAGUAACAUUCAACAGCAUCUGAUUGUUCGAACGAUGGCUUCUCUCAGAAAGACGUCGUCAGGUCUCACGUCUCAUCAUAAUCAUGGAUUAUUGUUCGGUGGCUGGUUUAAUCUGGUCUCAUGCCCUCAUUUCUUCUUCGAAGUCUUAAUAUAUUUAUCCUUAUGGAUUGUUUUACAAGGUGGAUUUGCUUAUAAGUUUCUGGUCUUCUUUGUUAUUCUCAACCAAAUGUUCGCAGCUUUAAUUAAUCACCGAUGGUACCAAACAAAGUUUCCAGAUAAAAUGCCUCCUCAGAGAAAAGCACUCAUACCUUACAUCUUAUAG